AGUGAAGUUAACUGCAAGUUUGUCAAGUGAAGCUGGUGCUAUUUUGUUAAUUUGAAAUUCAUAUUGUUUUUGUUUUAUUAUAUUUAAAUAAUUUAAUUAUAGCCAUUGUUAAUAAAAAAAUAUUAUUCACUAAUUUGUGUAAGAUUGAACAGCAACAAAUGGUUAUUUACUAUUAGACAUUAUUUAUUGUAUUUGACAGUUGACAUAAUAAUUAAUAAUUAUAAUAAUACCAGAAACGAUUUUUUUAUAUCACCGCUAGGCGCUAUGUGGCGAUUAACAUAAGUCAAAUGACAAAUCUGUCUCAAAAAAAAAAUAUAUACACCACAUAAAUUCCAAUACAUUUCCAGAUUUAAAACAUAAAAAGUUAAAUAAAGUUAAAAUAAAUGCAAAACUAUUAUUGAUAUUUAAUUUUAUUACAAUAAAAAAGUUGUGUUGAACAAUAAAAACAACAACAAAUACAUAAAAAUGGCAGACAAAACAAAAAGUGUCAACAUAAAACAUGUACCAAAAGAUGCUCAAGUUAUCAUGUCAAUAAUAAAAGACAUGGGAAUAACAGAUUAUGAGCCAAAAGUAAUUAACCAAUUGCUUGAAUUUACAUACCGUUAUAUCACAUGUAUAUUAGAUGACAGUAAAAUCUAUGCAAAUCAUGCUAAAAAAAAAUUUAUUGACAUUGAGGAUGUAAGACUUGCUGUUAAAAUGCAAUUGGAACGUUCAUUUACAAAUCCUCCACCACGUGAUGUACUGUUGGAAGUUGCAAGAGCUAAAAAUAAUAUUCCAUUACCAUUUGUUAAGCCAAACAAUGGUUUACGUUUGCCACCAGAUCGUUUUUGUCUUAAUGCAGCAAAUCAUCGUCUAAAAGAUGCUGAGAAAAAAACAAUAAAUAAACCAAUGAUUGGCAUUAACUCAAUUGGUGGAAGAAAUAAAAUUGAUGGAAAAUCAUCAUCAAUUGUUAAGAGACCUGGAGGAUUAUCUACUGUUGCCAGAACACAGUCGAUAUCAGUUCCAAAACCUUUAUUUAAAUUUUCAACAGGUGGAACAGCUGCUGGUACAACUUCAUCAUCAGCAGCAAUAACAACAACAACAACAAAUAAACCAAAACCACCAGUAGUAACAACAAAUCAACCAGUUAAAAUGGAGAUUGAUGAAAACAUGAAAAGAAAAAGAGAUGAUGAUGAUGAUUAUGAUCUUCCUUAAGGUCAAAAAAAUAUAUAAAUUUAUCAAUAUUAUUUUUUAAUAGUUAUUAAUAUUAUAUACGUCAAUAAAUAAUCAUUUUUCUUUUUUUUUUUCAUUCAAUAAAAUUUAAUAAUUAGUUUACAAAAUUAAUAUUCAAAUAUAUUUUCAUCAUUGUACUGAUUUUCAUCAUGUUCAUCAUUUUUAUUAUGAUUUAUAUUAGAAAUAAAUGAUGAUUCUUUUUUAAUUUGUUCAUCAUUAUCAUCAUGUUCUUCAUCUUCAUCUUGUUUAACUUCAACUAGUUCUUCUUUUUUAAUACUCAAAAUU
Molecule: messenger RNA, 1497 nt
Organism: Aphidius gifuensis
Lineage: Eukaryota; Metazoa; Arthropoda; Insecta; Hymenoptera; Braconidae
Gene: Taf9
Product: transcription initiation factor TFIID subunit 9
Exons: 3
Coding region: 466-1194 (242 amino acids)
Biological process (GO): RNA polymerase II preinitiation complex assembly; DNA-templated transcription initiation
Cellular component (GO): SAGA complex; transcription factor TFIID complex
Molecular function (GO): protein heterodimerization activity; RNA polymerase II general transcription initiation factor activity; transcription coactivator activity
Source: RefSeq, a predicted model, not a curated record